Molecule: messenger RNA, 1197 nt
Organism: Cuscuta campestris
Lineage: Eukaryota; Viridiplantae; Streptophyta; Magnoliopsida; Solanales; Convolvulaceae
Source: the annotation of a GenBank genome assembly
UAAGAAAAUGCUUAUUCAAAAUAACUUGAUUUUAUAGCCCUUCUCUGAGUUUUUUCUCACGGUGCAGCUUGUUUUGCUCUCAUGGAGCUACCUCAGGGCAGUCCUUCAGGAUCCUGGCUCCGUUCCAGACAAUUGGAAAGUAUCGCCCGAGCUGAAUGUAGAGGAGGGUAUUUUGGUGACAUUGCCUGAUAAUGACGGACCCGAGAAUUCGGGAACGGGGGAAAGAAGACAGGAGGUGGGUUUUUGCAGGCAUUGUCAAAACGGCAAGCCGCCUCGCUGCCAUCACUGCUCUGUUUGCCAAAGAUGUGUUCUCAAGAUGGAUCACCAUUGCUUAUGGGUUGUAAAUUGUGUUGGGGCUCGGAAUUACAAGUUUUUUCUUCUCUUUGUGAUUUACACCUUUUUGGAGACAACCUUGGAUACUUUGGUGCUGCUGCCGUAUUUUAUAGAGCUGUUCAAAGAAUCCAAACACCGUUCUCUCUCACCAACCAACGUUGCUAUCGUCUUUCUAGCGUGUGUUUUGAAUCUGGCAUUUGCACUCAGCCUUCUUUGUUUCGUUGUUAUGCAUGCAUCUCUUGUCUCUAGCAACACCACGUCAGUGGAGGUUUACGAGAAGAAAAGGAGUGUGAGAUGGAGGUACGACCUCGGAUGGAGAAACAACUUUGAGCAGGUUUUCGGGAGUACCAAAGCAUUGUGGUUUUUCCCUAUGUUCUCAAAGAAAGACUUUGAGGGCAUCCCGGCAUUGCAUGGCUUGGAGUUCCCCGCGCGUUCAGAUGUCGGAGAGUAGCGUAUGCAUAAGAAGCUCAAUUGGUCCUCUGUUUGGGAACAACGCUUACGAUCAUCAUUAACCUUUUUGUUAAUCCUUUAAUGAUGCAGAUUAACUAACUUCGAAAACUAUUAAGGCUCAACGCUACCGUUACACAAUCUUUUUGAAAAUGGUGAACCAAACGGUGAAGUUGAUGCCAAAGAGACGCCUUAGCUUAUUAAGAUCCAUUGAAAUAUGUUCUCCACUUGACAUGGAGAUAAAGAUGUCUCUUGGUCCCAUUUGUAACUUUGAUUUUCAAUGUAAUCUAUCAUGUACUAUAUACUAUGUGCAAGUUUGAGUGUAUAUUCUGUACAACUGUGUGUAUUUGAUAUUUGAGUGAAUUCCUAAAAUUGGAGUUUUCACAUAUAGUUCCAAAAUAAAUUUCAUGUUUUUCG